UCGUUGGUAUGCUAAGUACAGCGAGACCUUGAGAUGGGCAAGCUCGUCAUCGGUUGCAACGAUGCCAAGCGAUCUGCCUUGGUCAGGACGAUCACUCCUCAAUGCAUUCCAGGUACCUGCGCCGAAUCGGCAGCACGAUAAUGUCAGUCACUCUCGACCACGGCCCGAGUAAACCAUUAUCCAUCAAGUUGCAAUAUGAUUCUACCGGGCGAUGGCUGUGACUCCAGAAAGCUAUAUAAACCUGUCCGACGUGCUCCAAAUCUUCAGUCUACCACUCGCAUCACAAGCAUCCUUUGCCUCUAGCUCUGCAAUUCUCUCCGCUCCAACAUGCAGCUCAAGAACGUUCUCAACUUGGCCGUCCUCGGCAAUGCCCUUUUGGCCGCCGCCCACCCCGGUCACCAUGAGGAGCGUGAGGCCCUCCAGCAGCGCUCCUUCAAGCGCACCCUUGCCCGCGGUCUGGAAAAGUGCGAGGCCAACAUUGAGGCCAGCGGACUUCGCGCCCGCGCCGAAGCCCGUCGCCGUGCGAUGGUCGAUGUGCACCGCCGUCAGCUCCAGGCCCGUGGUGACACUACCGAGGUGCUGAACAAGUCGCACCUGUCGACCCGGCCCAUUUCCCCCAACACUCCCGAGACCGAGAUCUUCGACGAUGACAAGAAGGUCUGCCUCUUGGGCCCCAGUGCAGAGGGCGAAACCGGCCCCUACUGGAUUCCUGGCGAGCACAUCCGCGGCAACAUCCGCGAGAACGAGCCGGGUGUGCCCGUCAUCGUCGAGGAGCAGUUCAUCGACGUCGAAACCUGCGAGCCCAUCCGUGGUAUCUACACCGAGAUCUGGGGCUGCAACGCCACCGGUGUGUACUCCGGCCUGGUGGCUGACGGCAACGGCAACCCCAAGGAUCUGGCCAACCACCAGCGCACCUUCUUGCGUGGUGUCCAGCAGACCGACGAUGACGGUGUGGUGACCUUCGAAACCCUGUUCCCCGGCCACUAUGCCAACCGUACCACCCACUACCACAACAUUGUGCACUGGAACGCGACCCUGCUGCCCAACAACACUCUGGCGGGUGGCUCGAUCCCUCACAUCGGUCAGAUCUUCUGGGACCAGGACAUGAUUAGUGAGGUGGAGUCGACCUACCCGUACAACACCAACUCGAUCCCGAUCACGCUCAACGCAGAUGACCGGGUGGUCAACGUCGAGACCAACAAUGCCGAUACCGACCCGUUCCUCAACUACGUCUAUCUGGGCGACAACAUCGAGGAUGGUCUGUUUGCCUACCUCACGGUGGCGGUCAACACCUCGGCGAUCCACUAUCCUUACUGGACCAACGUGUACACUGCCACUGGUGGUGAGUCUGUCUGCGGUACCUGCGACGGUGACCCGGAUGCUGUUGACGGUGGUCUCCCCACGACUACUUCUGCUUAAGCUGAGAUAGAGAUUGAUGGUGGUUGAAUGCGUGCUGGAUAGUGGUGGGCAGAUAGAUGACGAAUAUGAUGGAUAUGAUUGGAUAUUGAUUCGUAGCCAAUGAUCGGUUAGCUCAUUCUAGAAUAAGUCAAUCUGAAUGGAGAAUCGACAUGCUUCCAUAUUUAGAUCCAGUGUCAAUUACCAAUAGGAAUGUAGAAUUUCAAAUCAGCGAUCCUUGCCCAGUCAGUACCUAACCAAUCCGUCUUCUCCGCUAAGAUCCCG
Molecule: messenger RNA, 1680 nt
Organism: Aspergillus sclerotioniger CBS 115572
Lineage: Eukaryota; Fungi; Ascomycota; Eurotiomycetes; Eurotiales; Aspergillaceae
Product: intradiol ring-cleavage dioxygenase
Exons: 1
Coding region: 328-1419 (363 amino acids)
Molecular function (GO): oxidoreductase activity, acting on single donors with incorporation of molecular oxygen, incorporation of two atoms of oxygen; ferric iron binding
Source: RefSeq, a predicted model, not a curated record